Messenger RNA from Daldinia caldariorum, 2670 nucleotides. RefSeq names its product glycosyltransferase family 2 protein. The record is from RefSeq and is a predicted model, not a curated record. NCBI's taxonomy places the organism in Eukaryota, Fungi, Ascomycota, Sordariomycetes, Xylariales, Hypoxylaceae. Gene Ontology annotation, cellular component: cell periphery; cell septum. The transcript is spliced from 2 exons. Gene Ontology annotation, molecular function: chitin synthase activity. The coding region runs from base 1 to 2670 and encodes 889 amino acids.
AUGGAAAACCACAGAAUAGGUCGUACACCCUCGCCGGGUCAUCCUCUGCAGCAUGGGUAUCAGCUCGACGAUGUACCUUAUGGCCACCACCCGGCGGCUGCCAGUAAUCUUGACAUGCCUGUUGGCCCAGGAAGAUACACACCGAGCGAUAAUCUCCCGUUGAAUGCGGCGCACUCAGUCGACAGCUUUUCUCAAGGUCCCUAUAGCCAGAGCGGGCAUCCUUCUGAAUUCUCCGUCAACCCUGAGCAACAUCAUGAUGCGUAUUAUAGCCAACCUUACGAUCCGCAACCGACCUCGACGCCGUUCGCCGACCAGCAUGGAUAUGAUUACGAUGACCAACACCCGAUGUUAGCCCAGAAUGAUCCUUACACGCAAGCUCAACCACAAGAGCCGUAUGCCGACGACCCACAUCGUCAGCAGCAGCAGCAAGGUGGAGGAAUCAAGCGAUGGAAAACAGUAAAGCAGGUGCUAUUGUACCGGGGUAACUUGGUUCUCGACUGUCCGGUACCCCCUAAACUACUAAACCAACUCCCCCACGGCGAGCGUGACGAAUUUACCCAUAUGCGAUAUUCCGCCGCUACUUGUGACCCGAACGAUUUUUAUAAUGAGAAUUUCACCUUGCGUCAGAAGCUCUUCAGCAAACCGCGCCAUACUGAGCUUUUCAUUGUCAUUACCAUGUACAAUGAAGACGAUAUUCUCUUUGCGCGGACCAUGAUAGGUGUUCUGAAAAAUAUCGAGUACAUGUGUAAUCGAAAAGAAAGCAAGACGUGGGGCCCGGACGCUUGGAAGAAAAUAGUGGUAUGUGUGGUAAGUGACGGGCGUGCCAAGAUCAAUCCCCGGACAAGGGCGCUUCUUUCCGGUAUGGGUGUAUAUCAAGAAGGUAUUGCGAAGCAGCAAGUCAACGGAAAGGAUGUUACUGCGCAUAUUUACGAAUACACAACGCAAGUUGGUAUGCAAAUCAAGAACGACGUGGUGCAGCUCAUCCCCAAGAAGCAGCCCGUACAAAUGCUAUUUUGCUUGAAGGAAAAGAACCAGAAGAAGAUCAAUUCGCACAGAUGGUUCUUCCAGGCGUUUGGCCGAGUCUUGGAUCCCAACAUCUGCGUACUAAUCGACGCGGGUACUAAGCCAGGCAGCAAUUCCAUUUACCAUCUCUGGAAGGCGUUCGACCUGGAGCCCAUGUGCGCCGGAGCUUGUGGUGAGAUCAAGGCGAUGUUGGGGAGAGGUGGAAAGGAAUUGAUCAAUCCACUCGUUGCGACCCAAAAUUUCGAAUACAAGAUGAGCAAUAUCCUCGAUAAGCCUCUAGAAUCGGCGUUUGGCUUCAUCUCUGUUUUACCUGGUGCCUUCUCGGCCUAUCGUUACGUCGCUUUGCAGAAUGAUAAGAAUGGAUUGGGGCCGCUGGAAAAAUACUUCAAGGGGGAAACGCUCCACGGCGCCGGUGCUGGUGUUUUCACCGCCAACAUGUAUCUGGCCGAAGAUCGUAUCCUCUGUUUUGAACUGGUUACCAAGCGCAACUGCCACUGGAUCUUGCAAUAUGUCAAGUCGGCAACAGGAGAAACGGAUGUUCCUGACUCUGUAACCGAACUCAUUCUACAGCGCCGACGUUGGCUAAACGGUUCCUUUUUCGCCGCUAUUUACGCCAUCGCACACUUCUACCAGUUUUUCCGUUCGGACCACUCCAUUCUUCGUAAGCUGAUGUUCUUCCUGGAAUUCGGCUUCCAGACCUUCAAUAUGAUCUUCGCCUGGUUUGCUAUUGGCAAUUUCUUCCUAGUUUUUAAGAUAUUGACGACAAGUCUUGGAGAUCCUACAUUGCUAGGUACCGUCGGUGAGAUUCUUGGUGUUGUUUUCGAAUGGUUUUACGGUAUCUCUUUAAUGGCCUGCUUCGUUCUCUCUAUGGGUAAUCGCCCAUCCGGUUCCGGCAAGCUAUACACGGCUAUGGUUAUUUUCUGGUGUGUGAUCAUGAUAUACCUCACAUUUGCCGCCGUUUUCAUCACUGUCAGAGCGGUUCAAGCCGAAGUAGCAGAUGGUUUCAAUAUCAGCGACUUAUUUAAGAAUAAGCUUUUCUAUUCGCUCAUUGUGUCUAUGCUAUCGACUUAUGGGCUCUGGCUUAUCGCCUCGCUUAUAAUGUUCGACCCGUGGCACAUGGUUACCUCCUUCAUUCAGUAUCUUCUACUAACGCCGACCUACGUCAACGUUCUAAACGUCUAUGCGUUCUGUAACACACACGAUAUAUCAUGGGGUACUAAGGGAGACGAUAAGGCCGAGGAACUUCCCACAGUCGAUACUAAGGACGGUAAGGGUAAGACCGACUUACCUGACGAAGGAGACUUGAAUGCCCAGUACGAGAGAGAAUUAGCAGUCUUCGGCCAGAAGCAUGUAGUGAUCCAGAAGCCGCCGAACGAUGCCCAAAAGGCUGAGGCUCAGAUGGAUUACUACCGUUGGAUCCGUUCGUUGGUCGUACUUAUCUGGAUGGUCACGAAUUUCGGUCUCGUGGCUCUAGUGCUCAGCACUGCUGGUCUUGAGAGGCUGACCCCCGACAAACAAGAGCAAAGCCAAAACGAACGCUCAACGCUGUAUAUGACGAUUAUCCUCUGGAGUGUAGCUGGCCUCUCCGCUUUUAAAUUCAUUGGAGCUCUCUGGUUCCUCAUCGUCCGCAUGUUCAGGGGUGUUUAG